UCCGACAAGCGAGCAGGUCAGUUUCGUCUAGCUCUUUUACGGACAUGGAUUUCACCGGCAAAGUAGUUCUAAUCACUGGUGCAAGCAGUGGGAUUGGGGCCGCCACAGCAAAGCAUUUUACCAAAUUGGGUGCCCAGGUGGUAAUGACCGGUAGGAAUGCCGACAGCCUCAAGAAAUGUGGAGCGGAAUGUGUAGGAAAGCAGAAGCCUUUGCUGUUGCUGGCCGACGUGACAAAGCAGGAAGACAAUGCUCGGGUUAUUGAGGAAACGAUCGGGAAGUUUGAUAAGUUGGAUGUGCUGGUGAACAACGCUGGUAGGGGAGUAUUUGGAAGUAUCGAAACCACGAGUUUGGAUCAACUGGACGACAUGCUGAACAUCAACUUGAAAGGAGCUUACCAUCUGACGAUGCUGGCCGUCCCUCAUCUGAUCAAAAGCAAAGGAAACAUCGUAAACGUUUCGAGCAUCACUGGGUUGAAACCAUUCCCCAACUCUUUAGCGUAUUGCAUAUCAAAAGCCGCUUUGGACCAAUUCACAAAGGUGAUUGCUCUUGAACUUGCACCGAAGAAGGUCCGAGUUAAUUCAGUGAAUCCAGCGGUUAUUGCAACUGAUUUCCAGAACCGCGAAGGUAUGAGCCCUACACGGUACGCAGCCUUCGUGAAGCACAGCGAGACGACACACGCGCUUGGUCGGAUUGGACAACCCAGAGAGGUAGCCGAAGCUAUAGCUUUCCUCGCGGCGGAUUCAGCCAGCUUUAUCACGGGAACUAUCCUCGCUGUCGAUGGCGGAAGGACCAUUAUGGGACCGAUAUAGAAAACUUCCGUUCAAAACUUGGUUUGAUGCCAUGUCAGUUUCCCAAAAACUAUCUGACUAAACUCAUAUUUGAUAUAAGUUCAAUUAAAUGAUAAUUGUUAAGCAAAACCAA
Molecule: messenger RNA, 921 nt
Organism: Aedes albopictus (Asian tiger mosquito)
Lineage: Eukaryota; Metazoa; Arthropoda; Insecta; Diptera; Culicidae
Product: 3-oxoacyl-[acyl-carrier-protein] reductase FabG
Exons: 2
Coding region: 45-809 (254 amino acids)
Molecular function (GO): oxidoreductase activity
Source: RefSeq, a predicted model, not a curated record